AUGAUUUUACAGCCUGAAAACACAGAGUGAGUGCAGGUACCAAAGCACAAACCUGAAUCCCUUUACUCUCUAAGAACUAAAUAGAGACCGGAGCCAGCUGUUUGUGCAGAGAACGAGGUUAAAGUAAGAUGUUUGAGCGUUUGUGUUCUCCUCUGUGGGACUGAUGGUAUUAUCUAACAAGACUUGAACAACUUUAAAAGUAAAAGUCUUCAGUACUUGGAAAAUAUUAGGGGUACACCCUGGACAGGUUACCAGUCCAUCACAGCAGGGCUGACAUUCAGAGACGAGGUGUGAUUGCUGUAGAUCCAACAUCAGUUUGAAGCUCCCUUUUCUGACUAAACAACAAAAUAAAACCAGAAAAUGAUGCUGUAUUUUUCAAGGAGUAUAAAGUAAUAAACAGAUUACACACACACAGGGGAGAAAUGCAGAGAGCCAAAUCCAGGACUGUCCUCUGCAAACCCUCCUUAUCAGUGUCUGAGUUUAAAGCUGGAGGUGGUUUAACUCCCAGGAAUUAGGAUUUAUUUUGGAACCAUGAAAAUAAGUCAGAGGGAGUGGUUUGGAAAAGGACAAAGUCAGAUAGAGGAGUUUGAAGGAGUAAAUGAAUGAAGAAGUCCUGGUCCUGGAGCUGCCUUACUUAUGAAACAGAAAUUUUAGACUUCUGCUUCAUGUUUGGUGUUGGUUCAGGACCUCCUGUGGUCCAUGAAAGCACAUGAAGACAAGUCCAUGAACGCUGAUGAGGUGAACUCCUACCUCUCCUCUCAUACCACCUGAAAAUGGGGGUAAAGGCCUAAUCUACCUGGGGUUUCUACUCACUCUUACUGCUGUUGUUUGUCUCUUCUCUCCUCUCAUACCUCUAAAACCAAGGGUCCUGGUUCAGACGAUCCUUCUUGGUUAGGAGGGUUCCCAACCCAGUGAAACGGUCUGGGAGUCUCUGAGUGACGACCAUGAGAAGAGCUGUUCAAAUCCUCUAAAUGUAGAGCUAACCCUAACCCUAAAGGAGCUCCCUGUAUCACCUCCUUUAGGACACACUGGACUAUCAGUUGGGAAAGGAGAGAAGGAAAACUCCCCAUAAUUCUCCCAUGCGCCAACUAUAGUUUUGGUGUUCGGACUCAAUGGGGUGAUUUGUGAUAUCGUAGGAAGCUUGAUCUGUGCGGUGGCAGGAAAAUCCCCCCGAUGGAGUCCUGAAGCUAGUGGUGGUGGCUGAUGACUACUGGGACUGGAUGGAUGAGUGAUGGCUCUGUUGAUUCUGUUGAGAUCGGUUGGAGACCGGGAGGUGGAGGGUGCUGCGCUCAAACCAGCGGCGAGAAAGAACUAGAGGCAGAGAAGAGAGUCGUUUUAAAACUGCGUAACGGGGACAGGCUGACUGUGAGUGUCUGUUACCAUGCUAUUGGAUAAGGGAAGACACCAAUUAACCAAUGGCUGCUCUGAGUGAUGGCAGCGGGGAGAGUGAGUAGGCGUGGAAAGACACUGACAGCUGUGACGGCAGUUAUAGUGUUCCUGACUGAACUUACGCUGGAGCUUCAUCUUAAGUGAUCAACAUAAAAGCAGCAAAUUUGAUGAAUUAAACGACUAUUUUAAACUAACAGAACUUAAAGAGGGAGAGCUGAUCUCUGUCUCCAGGAUGAACCACGCUCACAGUCUCGCUCAUGAAUCACUGCUGCUCAGUUCACAGUUAACCGUCGAGUCAUGCACACGCAAAACUAACGCUGAAGAUAUUCCCUCGUAGUCAUGAUUUCACAAAACUGCAGGAGGAGUCACUCACAGGAAACUCUCCAACAGUCAGACACAGAGCUGCAGCUCUGCAACGACAGCGAUGAACUAACUUCAUCCUGUUUCAUGUCUCUCUCUCUGUUUGGGGAGGGACCCUGCAGCACUUCAGGCCUGAUGGGAGAUGUAGAUCAGUGGGUAAGCGGAUGUAAAUUUGCUCCAGAGGAGAGGCUACUGAAUCCAACAGCAUCAAUUAUUCAACACGUAAGAAUUAAAGAGCGGCAUGCCUCGCUCCCCAUUUCAAGUUUUUAGGAGGAGUGAAAUAUUCAUGCAGAUAAGACGAGGUCACAGCAGAGGUAAAUGUGUGAGUUUACUGUGGGGCGAAAACUCUAAUCAAGCGUGUAAAAAGCAUCAAAUCAAACAUGGACGUCUGGAUGAGGCUGAUAAAGAAAAAAAAAGUCUCCUGGAGGUUUUCUGCAGGUGGAGUUUUUUUUUCUCUCUCUCUAAGCUCCUUCACUGACUCAGCAAUAUUUCCUUCCUGUUUUCUGACGAUUCAGUCAAACUGGGCGGUGGGUUUGAGUCCCCAUGGAGGUGAAACUCAUCUGUGAAAUCUUCAGUAACUUUCUGAACCAAGAAAGAGCGGGAAAUCUUCAAUUCACAUGAAAAUAUAGAAACUUACUGACACUUAAUGACCUCAGACUAAAUAGAUGAUUACUCCUUCUGCUAAGUCUAUCCGGUCUAUUGCUACGUUCCAGUAGCCUUGGAAGUAGACAGUGUUCCAGCAAACAAGUCGGAAAACCUAAAAGGACGCCUACUGUUAGCCAUUGUUAGCUAUUGUUAACAAUUGUCAGUUAUUGUUAGCCUUUGUCAGUUGUCAUUAUUAGCCAUUGUUAGCUAUUGUCAGUUGUUGUUAGCUGUUUUUAGUUGUUGUUAAGCGUUGUUAGCUGUUAUCAGUUAUUGUUAGCCGUUGCCAGUUGUUGUUAGCCGUUGUUAGCUGUUUUCAGUUGUUGUUAGCCAUUGUCAGUUGUUGUUAGCAGUUGUUAGUAGUUGUCAGCUGUUGUUGUUAGCUGUUUUCAGUUGUUGUUAGUCCUUGUCAGUUGUUGUUAGGGGUUGUCAGUUGUUGUUAGCCAUUGUCAGUUGUUGUUUGCCAUUGUUAGCUGUUUUCAGUUGUUGUUAGCUGUUGUUAGUUGUUGUCAGCUGUUGUUGUUAGCUGUUGUCAGUGGUUGUUAGCUUUUGUUAGUUGUUGUCAGCUGUUGUUGUUAGCUGUUUUCAGUUGGUGUUAGCUGUUGUCAGUUGUUGUUAGCUUUUGUUAGUUGUUGUUAGCAGUUGUUAGCCAUUGUCAGCUGUUGUCAGUUGUUGUUAGCUUUUGUUAGUUGUUGUUAGCAGUUGUUAGCAAUUGUCAGCUGUUGUUUGUUGUUGUCAGCUGUUUUCAGUUGUUGUUAGCCAUUGUUAGCUGUUGUUAGUUGUUGUUAGCAGUUGUUUGCCUUCGUCAGUUGUUGUUAGUUGUUGUUAGCUAUACCAGUUGUAAACAGCGCAUAAUACAGUAUUUUACUCUUUCAAACACUAUAACACCGUGUUCACAGUUAGACGUUGGGCAGUACAACAUAAACCACUUAUUUAAUUUCACAAAAACAAAACAGAAAUGCUAAUAAAUAAAACAUUACGAGAGCUUUUACUGUUAAUCUCUACCGUUGAUGCACUGCGCUGCUAUCUUGGAUCAUGACGCUGUCGUCAAGUCAGGGUUGGUGAGGAUCGUACGACUUUCCGGGUCAGAAAUUCGACUUCAGGGGGGCGUUCCAGAUUAAUUUCCAACACAGAGCUUGAAAACUCUGACUUCCAGUACAACUGGACUGCAGCAUAUGAUCAGAGCUCCUGAGAGGGCCCCUCAAAAUCUACAGGAGCUUCUUUAAAUCAUGAUUUUAACGUCUUGAGUCUCUCUUCUCCAAACUGUGAAUCAGUGAUCUGAAAGGAGCAGGAAAGCCUGCGUCCCUCUGGAUCCGCUGUGUUUGAAGUUAUUAUGCAAAACACCAAACUCCACAGAUUAGCGCUCGGCAGCAGGACUGAUGUAAUUACAAAAUCUUUCAUAAUGAGGAAUUGUCAAAUUUCAAAAACCUCUGUGUUUAUUAUUUUUUUUCACAGUUAUUCAAAGUUGUGAUUGACAAACGAGCUUUUGAGAUUAUUUCAAUCCAGCUGCUGUGAAGCCGUCCUCCAGGAUUCAUUAACUUUUACCACUCUAUAACUCUGAGUUACGGGCAGCAGAGCAGGAUGCAGAGAGUCUUUAAUCACAUUUUUACACCAGAACAAUUCCAAUAAUGAGCCAUUUUUCUCUCUUAGCACAGCUCGACGCCUGAAGUACCAUCAUUAAGAUCCUGUAUGAGGUGAAUCACUUCCAUCUUUCACGUGAGAUCGCUCGGACAAACACACUCCGGGUGUUAUCAGACUGAGGGGAGCUUUACUGACAUAUACACACAUCAUCUUAAUUAAACAGCUAAACAAAUACGUCACCUUGUGCAUGUGCUUAAAACACACCUCCAUCUGUUUUAGCAUAAACUUGACUCAGCUGCUUUCAAGCUCUGUUACUAAAGGUUUUUUUUUCGCAUGAAAAAGCUUCUUAAGUCCUGUCCUCUUCAACUCUGGGAAGCAUGUAACCUGUUUCACACCGUGUAUAUUAAACCCCUUUUCUCUGCAGCUCUUAAUUGUCUGACACCGAGGGGACUCAACCGACCCUGUGUGUCCAGAAGCUGUCGAACAUGUCGUCACACACCCACUCACACCCGACACAUGGCUCCAUAAUGAUCCCUCACCUCGAUCUUGUUAUAUCUGCACCUCUGAUCAUAAAGACCAGGCUUGUUUCAUCUCGGGGCCUUCACGGAGCUCACCGAUCAGUAAUAACUCUCAGAGGACGGGCCAUCACGCCACAGGACACCACGGGAGAUCAGCUGAGAGUGCUAACAGUCAACGCUUGGCUGUAAACCGUCAUUACACCGGUGUGGUCUGCUGAGCCCAGAGUCUGUCUCCAAGUCCAACUGAAUGGAUGAGUGACUCACCUACAGCUGCUGCAGCUUUAGAUGGAGUAAGAUAAUGAAUGUGAAGAGCAAAGUCAGAGUUUUACAGCUGUCUACAACGAUAAAGUGGAAAUGCAUUUCAUUCGUUCUCUCUUCAAACCGAUAUGACGUCUCCUGAAGCCUCAUAACGCUUUCUGCUACAUCCACUAGAGGGAGAGGUGACACCAGAGAAGGAAAGUGGAAAGUUUCUGAAACAAACCAAACUGCAACUUACUGCCUUGAGAAAUUGAUAUAGAAAAAAACUGCAGUUCUUUGAGCGGCCACAUGGGGGCUGGUCCCAAAAGCACCACAAGUCACAUACACACUCAUUCAAAACAGGCCAAGUUUACCUUAAAAUGAGUGUGCUUACGGUCUGAUUCAGAUAAAGGGAGUUAGUCUGAAGGAAUUAAGGUUACAAGUUUUUCAUGACUUUUGAGCUUGAAAAUGUCUCAACUUGAGCGGAUAUUCGUGUCGCGAUAACUAAGCAGCAAAUAGUUGGUGGGUGAUGUAUGAAAACAGACGGGUGUUCACUGGUAUCUAAAAUGGAGGACAAACUGAUCAUGUUGGUGUGUGGGUGCUCCGAAUUAUAUGAUACCUUUUCUUUCAAUUACCAGAACUGGAAUAAAAAGAAGCUCACCUGGAGGCAGUGAGUGAAGAGGUCGAAUUACCUGGUAAAUUGUAAAAAAAAAACAACCUUUGUCUAUCACUUGAUCCUGCCGGUUGAAGCGAGGAAAUACUUUUCAUUCAGAUGUCUAGACUUGCGCGAAUGAAGCGAGAAGAUGGAUUUACUUGCGCUUGGUCGCCAAGUAGCUUUAGCACUAUGACCUGCAAGGCCAACUGAAAUCCACUGAUGAUAAAGAUUUCCACUCAGCGCCCCCCACAGGCCUGGAGGACUGGAAUCAUUUGAUGCUGGUAUCUGUAUUUCCAUCUGCUUUCUGUUUGUGUGUUUUUGCGUUGAAUUGCUGGUGCAUUUGCAGAGCUUUUGCUAUUCAUCAAGGUUAUUUAUUGCAUGCUACUACCCCCUAUAGCAGUCUAAACCUAUAGCAGCAUUACUAAGAGCUGACCCAGUUCACCCAGUUAUGAGACAGCAGAGAAACGCCCACUCUAAAAUAAGGCCCCUAUCCAAAACAUACUCCUUCUUUACAGCUGCCUGGUUUUAUUUCUCUUUAGGAUGACAGCAUUUGGAGUUUUUAAAGCAACACCUCCAGCUUGUUAGUUCUUGCUGCGCUCCCUCAGAGGCCGUCACUCAUUAAACCGCAGAUUAGAAUAAAUCAGAGCAGCGGUGGCGUGAAGGAAACCGCUUGCCUCCUGUUUCUGACGGGCAGCAAGAGACUGAUGCAGUUUGUAGAGGAAACUGAGGCGCCAUGACGGUCCAUCAGUUUUCCCAGAGAGAGGAUAUAACAGGGUUUACAAACAGCUUCAUCUCAUCACUUCACGCCAUAAAUUCAAGAAGCAAAUCUCGAUGAUGGUAUUUCAUCAGUCUGUGUGCUCACAACAGGUAGUGGGAUGCUGCAGUCCUGUAUACUGGAUAGUAUUAAUGGUUUUAGAUGAGUAAUGAGCAGAUAAUUGGACAAACAAACAGAUAUUUAAUUAACCUCACAGUCAUUUACACAAAACAAGACUAGAUCUGCUUUUUCCAAAGACUUAGCUUUAUUUUUUUACUAUGAUAGAUUACAGAGAUCUUUUAAAGGGUGUCAUGAUGCCAGCAAUAUUUUAUACCUGCUGAAUGUUAGUGAAGGUUUUCCUCUUAUAGGUUUCUGGUGUUUUAGACCCUUCUUCUCAUCAUCUCAUCUUUAUCUGAAAGUUCACUAAACUUCAAAGACAAACUCUGAAAAUGUUUGGGUUUCUCCACCAAUCUACAGAAAUCCCCACAGUUGAAGUCGACUGUCGCUAACUUGUUAGUUGACUGUGACUGAAUGUUGUAGAACAACCAGGAAAUGACCCAACAAGCUACAGGGAAAACAUUGUAUCCUACUUUAGAAGAGGCAAACAUGCAUUAAUAUGUCUAUUCUUACGAUUGAUUACAAACUGGGACAAGGAGACAUCCAUCCAUCCAUCCAUCUAUCUAUCUAUAAUCCAUCCAUCCAUCCAUCCAUCCAUCCAUCUAUCUAUAAUCUAUCCAUCAUCCAUCCAUCCAUCUAAAAUCCAUCCAUUCAUCCAUCCAUCCAUCCAUCCAACCAUCCAUCCAUCCAUCAAUCUAUCAUCAAUCCAUUCAUCUAUCCUUUCAUAUAUCCGCCCAAACAUCUUUCAUCCAUCCAUCCAUCUAUCCACCCAUCCAUCUAUCCUUCCAUCCUUCCAUAAACCCAUCCAUCUAUCAUUCAUUCAUCCAUCCAUCCAUCUAUCAUCAAUCCAUCCAUUCAUCCAUCCUUCCAUCCAUCAAUCUAUCCAUAAUCCAUCCAUCUAUUUAUCUAUAAUCCAUCCAUCCAUCCAUCCAUCUAUCCUUCCAUCCAUACACCCAUCCAUUCAUUCACCCAUCCAUCCAUCCAUCCAUCCAUCUAUCAUUCAUCCAUUCAUUCACCCAUCCAUCCAUCCAUCCAUCCAUCCAUCCAUUCAUUCAUCCAUCCAUCCUUCCUUUUAUCCAUCCAUCCAUCCACCCAUCCAUCUAUCAUCCAUCCAUCACUGAUCCAUUCAUCCAGACCUUCCACUCCCCUACAGCACUGUCCAGCUCCUCCCCCUUCAGGAACCAGAGGCGUUCCCAGUCCUGGGGUGUGUGUGACCUUAUAUGGCCUUUUCAGUGUGUGCCCGACUUCAGAGCCUGAACCCAAGAACAUGUCAGAUCAGGACAUCGAAAAUACUCAAGAUCUUGAAUCUCUGUUCUGCACAUCAGAUCAAUUAUUUAUUGAAACUGUUCCCUGAUUAUUGAUCAUUAGACGUCCUGUGAAUGUUCAUCCCAUCAAACUCCAGGAUUAAUAUUCUCCUGUCAUCCUCUCAGUCUGACUGAUUGGCUCUGAAAUCUCCCCCGAUGUCUCGUGUCUGUAAUGAUCCACACGUUCAUUCCUCAGUGUUUUGCUGCUAUCAACAUGCUCCCUCACAUUACGCCUGAUCAAGAAAAUGAUCCGCUCUUUCUCACACUAUCAGCCCGCGGCAAUUAACUCCAUAAAAUGUUAUUUGCACUUUCUAUUUCAACUUAGGUAUUAAUUUUGCAAUCAAUUAGCCUAAGUUCAGUUUCCCAGACUCAUUUUCCUGAUGGAUGUCAGUCGUGACAGAGAACUAAAUUAGAACUUUUCAGUCUGAGUUUCUGAAACAAGUUUUAAUACAAGUUAUAAUAAGUUAGACUUGAAGCUUUGGAAAGUACAUUGAAAUGAUUUAUUCUUGUUCAGUGUGUAAUCUGUGCUGAACUAUUACACGUCAUAAACUCCUUUAAGAUUAAACUAAGAAUUAACUGGAUUAAAGGAGAAAUACAGGAAAGAUUGGAUCAGCCAGAAAACAGACAAGACCAAAGGAGUCUGGGUCGUGGUUCGGUAUUUGAGGGAGGAAAAAAGGUGUUAAUCAGCUCAGUUAAAAGCCCUGACUUUGUUUCGAUUUCCUGACUUAAUGAAGGGGUAUUAUGCUUUUUUUUUCAGACUCUAUACUUCCUCUCUGAUUCCUCUUUUAUAGUUUUACAUGAUUUUCAGAUCAAAAAAAGCCUCACAUCUCUUGCUUUGGUGUAUUUAGAUAUAAUUAUUUUAACCUCCAUUAAAAGCGCUUUGUUUUAGCUGCUGUCUCUUUAAGCCUCCAGCUGAAAGUCUGCAAAGCAAACUGCAUCAUUCUUUCCCUCCAUGCAUAGAAUGGACGAUUAAAGCAACUGUAGCUGCUUACACUUUUAUUUAAUUAUUUAACAUAGAACGUAGCAGAAAUCAGUCAGCUCGGCUGCACUGCACUGGUGUCACACUCAAAUCGGUCUGUUUGGGACCACAUACCAAACAUAACAAUCCUAUUGUUACACAAACCUCUCAUUAUGUCCUUAAGUGCAGCGCCCGUUCAUUUGUUUCUGAUGAGUCUCAGCUUUGCUGUAAAACUGAGGUUACACUUGGGCUUCAUGCUGGCUUCCUUAAGCAGAAUGAAACAAACAAAAACCUUCUUUCUUGUAAUCUACUUGAAAUGAACGGGUGUAAAAUUUGCCAGAACAUCAUAAUUCACAAAACGACUCCCUGUUUUUCUUAAAGCUACAGUCCAAUUCGCAGCUUUAGAAGGGACCAUAUGUGCAGAUCAAAAGUUAAGACAAAGUCAACCCCUCAGAUAUGUCUCAAAAUUAAUGCUAUCAUAUUUUUUUAUCGCUCAUUUGUUUCUGGUGGGUCUCAGAUUCGCUGUAAAUCAAACAGAAGCUUCACUCUGGCUGAAUUCAGUGGUACAAACUUCAUAAAUGUUGUUUGAUUUACAAUUUGCAGAAGUUUUAAAGUAAAAGUUCAGACUUUGGAGGAGAAAGAAACUUUAAAUAUUUGUGUGCAGUGAUAGUUUCAUGUUGCCGUUUUCUCUAAGAUAUACUUUUAUAGGUGAAAUAUGGAUCAGUCCAGUUUCCAGGAUGAAUCCCGUUGACAUGAACCGGAGCAGCUUUAACACCAGGCUGCUGUCAGAUGAAGAAAGAGCGGAGAGCAGAGAGUGGAGGUUUCAGGUUGUGUUUCUGUCAGGAUCGCAGGAUACCACACCCCCAGCUCUCCGUCUGCAGGAACAUCAUAUAACACCUGCUCUCCUCAGGGCCCAGACUCACACAGAUGAUGGAGCUCAUCUGUGCCUGGACAGGAGGAGUAAAUCAGCUCCUCUUCCUCCUCCUCUCCCUCCUCCAUCCCCUGAGGCUGUUGGGAGUUUGGUGUCAGGAUUUAUGGAUGUAUUUUACUGUCAUCUGUGUUAUUUCGAGGAGAGUUGGACCUAA
Xyrichtys novacula (pearly razorfish) is the source of this 9600-nucleotide messenger RNA. Lineage: Eukaryota; Metazoa; Chordata; Actinopteri; Labriformes; Labridae. The record is from the annotation of a GenBank genome assembly.